Messenger RNA from Marchantia polymorpha subsp. ruderalis, 628 nucleotides. NCBI's taxonomy places the organism in Eukaryota, Viridiplantae, Streptophyta, Marchantiopsida, Marchantiales, Marchantiaceae. The record is from the annotation of a GenBank genome assembly.
CAGGGAAUGAGACUGAGUAGCGGACAGUUUGUUGAAUCCAAAAAUCGAGUCUACAGGUUUAUCAUGCAGACUGACUGCAACUUGGUCCUGUAUCACAUUGGUGUCGGACCUCUGUGGGCCAGCAAUACCGCUUGCAGCCGCAGGGAUGGUCAUAUGGAGCUGCAACCGGAUGGAAACGCUGUAGUGUACGUUGGCAGUGUUGAACGCUGGGGUUUACGCUCAUCAGCGGACGCGCGCUGGGCUUCGAAUACUUGGGGGCGUAAUGAUGGAGCUCACCGUAUCGACGUUCAGGACGAUGGCAAUACUGUCAUGUACAACGAAGCAAAUGAAGCCAUUUGGGCUACUAACACAGCAGGGAGAUGAGAGAUUUAUGGAUUUGUCGAAGAAGAGAACAUGUGCGAUCUAUGCCGGUCACUGAAGAACUCCAGUGACCCAGACAAGCGAACAUGCUUAGUCCAUGGAGCUAACUAACUACAUCAGAUAAGAUUGAGCUUAGAGAUGCAACUUUUCAAGUCAUAUAAAAUCUCGAGAUCACUAUCGACCAUCUUCAAAAUGAAGCUGCUAUUAAACACUUUGGCUUUGAUUUGACGGAAUGUUUUUCAAAUGCUUGUAAAAAAGGCCUCGGGGA